Molecule: messenger RNA, 273 nt
Organism: Pipistrellus nathusii (Nathusius's pipistrelle)
Lineage: Eukaryota; Metazoa; Chordata; Mammalia; Chiroptera; Vespertilionidae
Source: the annotation of a GenBank genome assembly
AUGCUCUGCAGUUUUCAGUUCAACACUUCUGUGUCCAGGUUAACCACUCAUAUGGGGGCUUCUUGGUGGAGCAGUAAUGAAUUUCUACAGUGCAUAGAGGUCGUGCUGUGCCUGGCAAUAAUCUCCACUGCCCUUCAGAAACUCCAUAAAUGUGUGACCAAGAACACCACAGAACUGCCUCUUUCUAGCUGUCCUCUUGGGUUAGGUCUGACUCUCUCCGAAGAAAAGUUCCAACUGGAUCUGGUUCUACUUAUUUAUGCAUUGAUUGAUUGA